Conger conger (European conger) is the source of this 2205-nucleotide messenger RNA. RefSeq names its product ankyrin repeat and SOCS box containing 4 (gene asb4). The transcript is spliced from 5 exons. Lineage: Eukaryota; Metazoa; Chordata; Actinopteri; Anguilliformes; Congridae. Gene Ontology annotation, biological process: intracellular signal transduction. Gene Ontology annotation, molecular function: protein binding. The record is from RefSeq and is a predicted model, not a curated record. The coding region runs from base 107 to 1378 and encodes 423 amino acids.
GGAGACCCACACUCCUGCAAGGGCGGUUACAGAACUGUGGUAGUGCGCCGACACAUUGUCUCAACUCCAGGGAAUUCCUUCCGGCAAAUGUGGCAGGGCAAAGGACAUGGGCGAGCCCAUCAGCCGGUCACAAGCCACCAAGAGGCUAAAAGAGCGAUUCCUUCAGGCGCUUCAGCAUGACGAUGACCAGGAGGUCCGGAGGAUCCUGCACACCACCAACAUAGACAUCGACACUGUGUUGGAGGUGGAGGACAAGAAUAUGAUUCUGGCUUCAUACAAAAAAGGUUACUGGCUGCCAGGAUACAAGCUGGAGUGCUCUUGGGCUAUGGGCCUCCAUGUUUGCGUGAUGUAUAACUCCCUGGCUAGUGCCAUGGUGCUCCUGGAGGAAGGGGCAGCAGUCAACCGGAAGCCCAACGGGAAGACCCCUCUGCAUGUAGCAUGUGAGGUCUCUAAUAUUGACUUUGUCACCCUCCUGCUGAACCAUGGAGCCAGGAUCAACAGCGUGUCGCUGAGCGGACACACACCUCUGCACUACUGCAUCACUAAGGAGUCAGUGGACUGUGCCAAACAGCUCAUUCUAAAAGGUGCACAUAUGGACAAACACAGUGAGAACGACGACGAGGAGACACCCCUUCACACCGCUGCCCGCCUCGGCCUCCCUGAACACAUCGCCCUGUAUAUCAGCCACGGUGCCAAUGUGAACGCCGUGAACGCACGCUCCGAGACGGCGCUCAUCGUGGCGGCCUUCUGGGCCCUGAGCGUCCGGGAGCAGCUGUACUCGGGGGAUCACCACCUGGUGUGCCGCAUGCUGCUGGACUACGGAGCCACCGUUGACCUGCAGGAGGAGGACAACAAAACGGCCCUCCAUAAGGCCGCCUGGAACUGCGACCGCACGAUCAUGCAGAUCCUGCUGGAAGCUGGGGCCGAUGCCCGCCUCAUGGACAUCAAUGGCUGCGCACCCAUCCAGUACGUCCUCAAAGUGACGCAAGUGAGGCCCAUGGGAGAGCCGGAGGUGUGCUACCAGCUGCUGCUCAAUCACGGCGCGGCGAGGGUGUAUCCCCCACAGUUCCAUAAGGUGUUGUACGCCUGUCAUGAGUAUCCAAGGGCUGUGGAAAUACUGAUAAACUCAUAUGAACAUAUCAAAGCCACAAAGAAAUGGAGAAUGGCUAUUCCUGAAGGUACAUACCAGCAACACCGCAAUUUCUACGACUCUGUGUUUGCUGUGUGUAGUAACACACCACGUACUCUGCUGCAUCUGGCCAGAUGUGCCAUCCGGGCACAUAUGCUCAACAGAUGCCACUGCGGGAUCAAAACACUGCCCGUUCCACAGUCAAUGGAGAGAUAUUUGUUACUUGAACCAGAAGGAAUCAUUUAUUGAGGUGUCACACUGUACCUCUAAAGGCCCAGCUAAUAACUGAUAGCCCUUCAGGGUGCAUAUGAGCGGAGAAUUUCAGUACAAAAAUAUUUGGUCAUAGAAGUUUUCAAAAUUAACCCAUGGUCAAUUUUCAGGAUUUUCAAGAAAAGGGACCAUUUUUAACCAGUUGUAAAUCAUUUCUAAGUAGUUUUUCUUCAUUUGUAUCCCAUCCCCUCUCACAGGUUAAAAAAACAUUGUCAACUCAGAAAACUGCGAAAAGCACUUAAAGAACCUUACCUUUCUUAGCAUGUAAAUAAAAAAAGAACAUUCACUCCAGGGGCUCAAAUGAAGAGAUGGGCUUUUAUCCAUACAAGGUAAGUGUAAUUAAACAAAAGACAUGACAUUUAGUAAUAGCAGUGUGAAUCUGGAUCCAUAUCAGAGGUAUUGGUCUGAUAUAAUGUUGCAGAGUAAUAUAGCACAAUUCACUCGCAGCACUUAAGGGACCCUGCAUGAAUAGGCAAAAGUGUCUCGGCUUUUAAUUAUUUGUUAGCCGAGAUCCCAAAUGGCACCGUCUGCACUUACUGUAAAUGUCAUCUUUUCACUCAAAGAACUCAAAUGAGCUCAUACUCAGGCCUUUAUUUAAAAUAAUGGUAACAUUACAAAAUGGAAGUCUCACACUUGAAGGCAUAAGAAAUACGACACAAAUUGCCUUUUUUCGUGUUUUCCAGAAAUUUCUUUGGUUAAAAUGUAGUAAGAUGUAAAAAUAAAAUGAUAGAUACUUUAGACAUUGCUGUAUUAUUUUUGAGGACUGGUUCACCUUGUCUGAGGUGUCCAAGAUUAAUAGAACUACC